Emiliania huxleyi CCMP1516 is the source of this 1882-nucleotide messenger RNA. RefSeq lists its product as hypothetical. NCBI's taxonomy places the organism in Eukaryota, Haptophyta, Isochrysidales, Noelaerhabdaceae. Gene Ontology annotation, molecular function: zinc ion binding. The coding region runs from base 19 to 1725 and encodes 568 amino acids. The record is from RefSeq and is a predicted model, not a curated record. The transcript has 4 exons.
AACAGGCCGACGCAACAAAUGGCCGACAACAAGCGCGCGAGAGAGCGGACGAGCGGCGAGGAGGAGGAGCCGGCGUCGGCGGCGGUGGGAGCUCGGACGAGCGGCGAGGAUCAGGCGGAGGCGCCCGCUGCAUCGGCGGCGGCGGUGGCGGCUGAAGACGACGAGGGGCCGCUCUGCCGGUACUGCUUUGAGGGCGAAUCGGAGGGCGAGCUGCUGUCGCCGUGCGACUGCAAGGGUGGGCAGAAGUGGGUGCACCUGCACUGCCUUCGGCGCUGGCAACGGAUGGUCCUAGUGUCACAGCCGACGCACCCGGCUUUCUACACCAGCGACGCGCGACACCACACCUGCGGCGUGUGCGCCGCUCCGUUCACGUGUGCGCCGCCCACUCGCCACGAGCUCAUGUCCUCCUUCACCGGCCCAGAGCUCGGUGCCUUGGUCGACGCCGGCUGCAUGAUUGGCGCGCACGCCGGCUUCUCAGCGGAGCUAUCGCGCAGCCUCGGCAGCAUGUCCGAGUACGUGGCGGAGGAGUCGUCUUACCGGCACUGGAUCGGCGGCGCGUACCUCAUCACGGAGACCGCCGCCGCGACGCCCGAUCUGACCUUUUCGCUGCAGUCGCGCGAGGACAUCGCGCUCCUCUGCUCCAACCUCGGCGAGGGCGACGCCUUUCAGGGGCCGCGCGGCGUCACCCUUCGCCUCGCCGCGCGGGGCGCGCUCUCUCCGCCGCCAGAGGGCGAGGAGGCGGCCGGCGAGACGGUGCGAGGGCGGCUGGCUCGGCUGGAGCAGCGCGCGCUCGUCGAGCCGGGCGCGGUGCUGCCUCUCGACGUGACGCUGCUCAAGGAGCCGGCGCCCGACUGCGGCGAGGACCACAUCACCGCCGUCAACCUCACCCGGAUCGUGCCGCAGCCCUCGCUGCGGAUGGCGAGACCGGUCGAGGCGGCGAAGGAGGCCCUUGCCCAGCGCUUCCCACAGGUCGAUCCGUCGCGCGUGCGCGUGCAGCACUACCGCGGCGGCCCGUGCGGCUCCGGCGAGGUUGCCUGCUGCAUCGUGACGGGCGGUGGCUCCGCUGGCUCGAGCGGCUGGAGCGUGGCCGAGGGAAUCGUCGCCGCGUUGGAGCUCGCAUUCAGCCGCGCCACGCCACGAUCCACCGAGCAGGGCGAGUUCGUGUGCGGACAGCCCGUCCGGCUCGCCGGGCUCGUCGCGCGCCCCGACCUGAACGACGCGCUGGGCAUCGCCCUCCGCUUCGACGAGAGCAGCCGCCGCUGGCUGGUCCGGCUCGCCGACGGCGAUGGCAAGGCGCUCAAGCCGGCGAAUCUGCGGCCGCUGAGUGAGGCGCAGCGCGGGCCCGACGUGCUCAUCUUUUGGGGCGACGCGCAGUGGAGCCGCACUCAGCUCCUCGGUGAGCUCGCCCGCGGCCACUGGGGCUUGUGCCGCGCGUCCGCCGCCGAUCUGGUCGCCGAGCCAGCGACGCGGAGGGACGGCCUAGAGGGACGGCUCGUGUACGCCCCAAAGACGGAGAUGAGCGAGGCGUUCCUGACGGCGGCGGCCGCGCAGAUGCAAGCAGAGCGGGAACGGCGUGCGAGGGAGGAGGCGGAGGUGGACGCGGACGCGGACGCGGACGCGGACGCGGACGCGGACGUGGACGCGGAGGCAUCGGUGCAAGAGGCGGCCGAGGCGGCCGAGCAGGGAGGGGGCAGCGCGAACGCCUUGCCGAUGGAGGGCGCGUAAAAUGGUGCCCCGCUCUCCCCACAAGAAUCCAGUCGGCGCGCUAGUUCGACGCUAGUUGGGGGCUGUUAUGUCGCCCAAGCAGAUGUGGCUCUUGCCGCGACAUGCAUGUGUGUAUGUGUGCGAUGUGUGUGGCGCCUUGCCUAGCUUGUGAAUACAC